AUGAGGUUGGGACUCGCCCAGAGACUCACAUACGUCUCCCUCCUCUCCUCCGUAUCCACGGUCGUUGUCGGGAUCCAGCCACCCGUGCCUCUCCAAGAUGGAGAGACGCCUCCAGAUCCGUACAAUCGGUGCGGCCUCGACAGCGUAAGCCCGGGACGCUGCCCUCCUCAUAAAUGCUGCUCCGAGGCGGGCUAUUGCGGCGACUCGAAAGACUACUGCAAAGGAUCACAAUGCCAGCUCGAGUAUAGCGAUUCUUGCGAUACCUUCUUUGCUCCAAAGGGGGCAGACACGGACAGGAUCCCUCGGCCCUUGAUCGGCAACGUCCCGUAUGGCGCCAUCAUCGACCAGUGCAGGCCGGGGACCAUGGCCCUCACCUAUGACGAUGGCCCGGGGGAAUACACCAGCCAGCUGCUCGAUCUCUUGGACGAGCUCAAAGUCAAGGCCACCUUCUUCAUCACGGGAAAUGGAAACGGAAAGGGCCACAUUGACGAGGAGAGCAGCGGCUAUCCCCAAGUGCUGAGGCGAAUGCACGGCGCAGGGCACCAGCUGGGAAGCCACACGUGGACUCACCGGUCUUUGGACGCGCUGCUCAUGUUUGAGCGGCACGAGAACCGCGACCUCGGCCCGGCGGUUCGCAGGACGGAAGUCAUGUUCAACGAAAUGGCUUUUCGAAACAUCCUCGGCUUCUUCCCGACGUACUUUCGGCCGCCGUAUCUGGACUGCGGCAGCUCAUGCCGCGCCUUUCUUGAGGAAUACGGAUACCAUAUAAUCUCGGCGAACAGCGACACCAAGGACUACGAAAACGACGACCCGGCCCUCAUCGCCAACUCCAGGGCCAGGUUCAGCGACGCCGUGGGCCGGGACGCGAAUGCCCAGGGGUACAUUGUGCUGGCGCACGACGUGCACUAUCAGAGCGUGGCCAACCUCACGGCAUACAUGGUCAACGAGGCGCGGAACCGGGGCUACGAGCUCCUGACGGUGGGCGAGUGUCUUGGCGAUCCGAAAGAGAACUGGUACCGCAAGGCGUGA
Hirsutella rhossiliensis is the source of this 1029-nucleotide messenger RNA. Its product is annotated as polysaccharide deacetylase domain-containing protein. Gene Ontology annotation, molecular function: chitin binding; hydrolase activity, acting on carbon-nitrogen (but not peptide) bonds. The transcript is spliced from 2 exons. Gene Ontology annotation, biological process: carbohydrate metabolic process. The record is from RefSeq and is a predicted model, not a curated record. NCBI's taxonomy places the organism in Eukaryota, Fungi, Ascomycota, Sordariomycetes, Hypocreales, Ophiocordycipitaceae. Bases 1 to 1029 code for a protein of 342 amino acids.